This is a messenger RNA of Fusarium proliferatum ET1, 1668 nucleotides long. RefSeq lists its product as uncharacterized. Gene Ontology annotation, cellular component: membrane. Gene Ontology annotation, molecular function: transmembrane transporter activity. The record is from RefSeq and is a predicted model, not a curated record. Gene Ontology annotation, biological process: transmembrane transport. The transcript has a single exon. Lineage: Eukaryota; Fungi; Ascomycota; Sordariomycetes; Hypocreales; Nectriaceae. Bases 1 to 1668 code for a protein of 555 amino acids.
AUGACCAACGACGUCGAGACAAACUCUGCGCUCAAGCGCUCAGAUACCACCAACGAAGCCAUCCGCGAUGCAGAAGAUCUCGCAAACUUUGGCCAUGACCAGAGUCUCACGCGAAAAUUCAGCAUGUGGAGCAUGUUCGCUCUGGCCUUCUCGGUCCUGGGUACGUGGUCCACGUUCGCGCAGGGCAUCGACAGCGGCUUGACCAGCGGAGGCCCAAUCGCCAUCCUCUGGGGCCUGGUUCUCGUGUUUGUCUGCAAUAUCUGCGUUGCCGUGUCGCUGGGUGAGAUGUGUAGUAGUAUGCCCACGGCACUCGGUCAGGCGUACUGGAUCUCUCGAUUGUGGCCGACAAAGGCUGGACGGUUCUGCUCGUAUCUUUGUGCGUGGAUUAACAUGACCGGCUGGAUCACUUUGUCCGCGUCGCAGAUUGCUUUCAUGGGCGAGUUUAUGCUCAAGAUGAAGGUUCUCUUCCAGCCGGACUGGGCUGGUGCGGAUAAGGGAUGGGUUCUAUUCCUCGUCUACGUCGGUGUCACUCUAGCUAUGACUCUAUUCAACGUCGUGGCCUGUCGAAAGGACAUCGUUCUUCCCUGGUUCAACAACUUCGUUGGUGUUUCCUUCGCCAGUCUCUUCUUCAUCAUCAGCUUGGCCAUGCUUAUCUCCGUCGGAACCAAGGAUAACCUUCAUUACCAGCCUGCCAGCUUCGUCUUUGGACAGUGGAUUAACCAGACUGGCUGGCCCGAUGGUGUUACCUGGUUCUUGGGCCUUAUCCAAGCUGCCUACGGUCUUACGGCCUUCGAUGCUGCUAUCCACUUGGUCGAAGAAAUUCCCUCACCGCGAAAGAACAUCCCCCGCGUUAUCUGGCUCUCGGUUACUAUCGGCGCCAUCACUGGUUUCAUCUUCAUGGUCGUCUGUCUCUUCUGUAUCGUGGAUAUGAGCAUCGUCACUGAUCCUACGACCGGACUUGCUUUCAUGGAUCUCCUCAAGCAGACUGUCGGUCUUCAGGGCGGAACUGUCCUUCUGACACUGUUCAUUGUGAACGGUAUCGGACAGGGUAUUGGAAUCGUUACGACCGCUUCGCGUUUGACUUGGGGUUUUGCUCGAGACGGCGGUCUUCCUUGGAGUGGCUACUUUGCAAAGGUCGACGAUUUCUGGAGGGUUCCUGUUCGUGCACUUUGGCUUCAGGGCGGUGUCAUGGCUCUCAUCGGAGUUCUCUACACUUUCGCCUCAACAGUCUUGGAAGCUAUUCUAAGCGUCAGCACAAUCGCGCUCACGGUAUCCUACGGCAUGCCCAUUCUUUGUCUCCUCCUCGUCGGCCGAGACAAGCUCCCACCGGGAGAAUUCUCCCUCGGUCGAUUUGGUUCAGUCAUCAACUGGGUCAGCGUCAUCUACUGUGCCGUCACCACCGUUUUCUUCUUUUUCCCGGGCGCACCGAACCCAUCGGUUUCAGACAUGAACUACGCCAUUGCUGUGUUCGGCAUCAUGCUUGUCAUCACGCUCGUGUUCUGGGUCGUCAAGGGACGUAUCACUUAUCUGGAGACCGAGGAGGCGCAGGGAAACAUCAUCUAUGCGCAGCGCGCGGAGCGGGCUAACUAUGUCGAUGUCGAUGUCCGAACCAAGACGGAUACGGAAGCUCGUCGGGCUUCUCAGACCGGAGGGCCUAGUGCUUCCUGA